CUAACCUACAAAUGUUGUUUUAUUCGCACGUGUUUUUAAGUGUUGUUUUUAACGAAAUAAGUGUUGUUUAAUAAAUUAUAAACAAUGGCCACUUCUUUGGCAGAACAGCUUCAAAGGUUAGCGGUACCCCAAACGAGCCUUUUAAAGAGAGAUAAGAAGAGGGCCUCGCUACUCUUUGACCCCAAAGAGGCUGCAGGGAUAAAAAGAGAGACUUUCUAUCAAAUUGGGCUUGAAGGUUUGGAAGAAUUAAUUGAGAAAAACGCGCAGUUCAAGCAGUUUCGAGAAACACUGUUUGGAGUUUUGUCAAAAGACUUUGAGAGGUCCGUACAGAAUACCGACGCGAAUAAAUUGCUGGAUAGGAAUAUUAAGAGGUUCUUGUUGAUUUUAUCGCCGUACUUUUUGAUUAAUUCGUCGCAUAAAGCGCUGGAAUGGCUUAUACAUCGUUACAUGAUUCAAGAUUACAAUCGGGAGGAUUUGUUGAAGUUGAUAUUGCCUUUUCACGAGUCAAAUAUAUUUGUGAGGGCCUUACAGUUGCUGCAGUUUAAGGAUAGUAAUGACACAUGGUAUUUUUUGAAGGCAUUGCAAAAACCUGGUUUACACUUAACCAAAAAUGCAUUACUGAAUCAAGCAGCUACAAAUAGCUAUAUUUUAAAGUUUGUGGGGAAAUACAUACAGGAAUUAAUAAAGGAGCAUAAUAAACCACAGUUAUUGGCUGUAUCGUUUAAUUUUUAUUGUGUAGUUUACAUGGGAGCAAUAGAAUACUCUACAAACAUUAGAGAAGAUCAACUAUCACAGAUGCUACCAUUUCUAUUAAAAGGCUUAGCUUCUGAUAUCCCAGACUACUGUGCAGCCUCAUAUUUAAUUGUAGCACGACUUGUUGCUAAAUCCACACUAAGCAAUAAAAUGUUGGAUGCUUUAGUUGAAAAAAUAUCAAAACUCAACAACAGCUCACUGAAAACAGAAUCCUGUUUGGUUUUGCUUGUACUCUACCAAUCUCAGGAUUGGUAUAAGAAAGUUCCAGAUGCGGCUCUACAGAAUUUUUUGGAGAACAGAGUUUGGUUGAUGAAGGAGUUGCAUACUUUGGAUACCAAUGGGAGUUAUAUUUAUCCUUUUUUGGAAAGGUUGGUUUCAAAUUCCUUUGCCAAAUGCAUGAUGUCUAAUGAUAAUGGAGAAAUUAAGGAGUUAAUAAAUCAGAUAUUGGCUGAUUUGAAACUGGAUGACUUCUUUGUUGGAACAUUUUUAUAUGCGUUGUUGGACUCCCUACCAAAGACCUUCAAAAUCUCGGAAGGUCUCAAAAACUGGCUCACAGAAAUCGUCCAAACUUUGGAAAGACAAUACCCGACCCAGUUUGAUAAAACAGUCUAUAAAAUCAUGGCGAGCGAUCACGAACCGGCGAUGAAAAAACGCAAAAAAAUGUUGCACAAAGUGUUGAAAAACACCAUGACGUACAAAGGUAAAUUCGAGUUGAUCGAGAAUAUGUGCCACGCGAAUGAAGAAUGCAGAACGCAAGCCAUAGAGCAGUUGAAGAAUAAUUUCGAUAAUUUCAACGACACCGACAAGGAGAUUAUCAAGAAUUUGCUGAUUGAGAGGCUUAACGCUGAUAAUCCUAAGGUAAUUAAAAAGACGCUGGAUGUUAUUGCUAUAAAGCGGAGCAUUUUUGAUGAGGUUGUAUUGAGGGAUGUUCUUUUUACGUUGGUUAAGAAAUGCAAGACAGGGAAGCUGGAAAAAAUUACGGAAACGGUUUUAACCAUGUUGAUAUCUCUACCGGAGUCGUCGAAAGAUUGGUUGACAUUCAUGGCGUUAUUCCCAUAUCUGAUAACGAAUUCUCAAGAAGAGUUUGAUAAGUAUCUACCCAUUCUAUCAGAGUAUAUUAAAAAUCACGAAAUUCUUAAAAGAACGCAGAAUCUUUUAUUGUCAUCGAAAGAUCCGAAUGAGUUCGCCAAAAUCGUCAUCAAAACGUUGCAGAACUCAAAUGAUAUGCACUACACGUGGAAACUAAUCAACACCCUGUCAGGCGUACCAACGGAAAAACGCGACACUUUACACAAAUACAUCGCAUCUGUGAUAAUAACGAACAUAUUAUCGAAACAAUCCUCAAUUGAUACUUGCAAGCUAAUUCUUGAGAUUCUGUACACCUACUUUAAAAGUACGGAUAAAGUAUGCAACAAAAACACUUCAAUAGCUGAUAACAUAUUGGUUUGUUUCCAAAAUAAACUACCCAUAGAUGGUUUCAUAGAUUGUGUGGAAAAUAUAGCGUAUAAAACGGCGGUACCGCCGAAUUUAGGCGCUCUAAACUUCUUCAAUGUCGAGGCAAAUGAGUAUUUUAUAUUCCUCUUUAAAAUUAUCAUGGCAAAUGAGAAGGAUCAGAGUAUUGCCAUGAGGAUUUUAGAGCAUUUUUGCAAAACGUUGCAGGAAAAGUUGGAGUUUAUUCUGAAUGUUUGCUCGUCUGACCACAGCCUCUUAAGUGACGAAUCUCUAAUAACAGGACUUAAAGUAAUCAUAUCCUUAUUAGAAAAAGAUGCAGGAGAAAACAUGCAAUCAUUCAACAACAUCAACGUACUUAUAGUACCCUUCCUGCUAACCCUCCUAAGCAGUCCUGAAAACGACAUCAGGAAAUUAUCAUGCACCAUAGUUAACAUUCUUCAUCAACCGCAGCAAAAGAAAUCCGAAUCAUUUCUGCCGCUACUCGAAGGUCUUCACAGACAAAUCGAAGAAAUAGAGCUCGAUAACGAGCAACUACCGCUCAUAGUCUUCAAAAUUUUGGCGCCCGAAAACACAAAAGGCAAAAAGCUAGUCCGAGAGUUGAACAUCAUCCGCAAAAAACUCAUCGCGAUUGUAUGCGACGAUGCCAAGUAUCCUCUAUAUCUGCAAUCCGGUCUUCUGACUGUUUUAUCGCACAUCAACGGCAUCGAAAUGUUCGAGGAAAUCGCUAAUAAAGCCAUAGUUAUACUGAAGAAGGAAUUGAUUGUGCUGAACAAACACGAAUCGAUUAUUGUUGAAAAUUCGCUGUUGAAAAUCGAGCAGAACAUCGCGGAUAAAAUCACUUGUGGUACUAAGAUAUGGGAGUUGAUAGAGGUCGCUUUGAAAGACGAAAAAACUGUCGUUACGUGCAAGGAGAAGAAUUUAUGUCCUACUUUGUUGGUCUUAAACCAGCUAGAGAAGGAGAUAUUCUCUCACUUAAAGGAAGAUGUUACCAAAAACUUGCUUAAACUGCUUACUGAGAUUUCCACGUUUGGGCAAAACCCAGAAAUACUACCAGCGUCGAGUAGAAUCUUCAAACACAUUGAUUUGGAUGUAAAACAUAUUCUAGAUUUAUUGGUGAGCAUGAAGGAAGUCCAAUCACCAAAACUAGAUGAAUCCAAAAAGAAACGACGGUUGAGCGUGGUACCAACAAUCGAUAUAUUGGAUACACCAGAGUGGAAAAAAGGCACAACAGUACUAGAAUUCCUACAGGACAAAAAGAAGAUCAGAAACUCCAACAUGCUACUACCAAUUCUCUUUGACAUCCUCAAAAAAUGCCUUGACUUUGAUGAGCAAUCUUCAGUGGAAUACCCCAAACAACUUUUACUUUCCCUGAUAUUACAUUGCUGCACAAAAAUCGAAGAAACCCUCCCAGAAAACGUCUUCAACAUGGAGUUGAUAGUGCAGUGCAUAAGAGCAUCACAAAACCCACAAACUCACCACCAUGCUCUUCUUGUUUUGGCGUGCACAGCACAGUUAAUACCUACACAAGUUCUGCACCAUAUUAUGGCCAUAUUUACCUUCAUGGGUUCGUCGGUGUUGCGUCAUGAUGACGCCUAUAGUUUCCAGAUUAUCACGAAGAUUAUAGACACGAUUAUACCUAUCUUGGUGAAGGAUUCAGAUGAGGUGAACAUAAGUAAGGUUCUUAGAGUGUUUGUGGAUGCCAUAUUGGAUGUUCCGGAACAUAGACGAUUGCCGUUAUACAAACAAUUGCUGGAGAGGAUAAACGCGAAGGAGAAUUUGUAUUUAUUCCUACUGCUGAUAUUCGAGUCUCAUGUUUGCCAUAACUGUCCAGAAAAGCAAGGUUUUAGCAUCAAAGGGAUUGAUACAACACCGCGUAGAUUGGAUAUAGCUGCCAAUUUAGCCAGAGAAUUUCCACCGGAAAUUGUUAUUCUAUCUUGCAUUAAAUUAAUAAAAUAUUUGAAGGAAUUACCGGAAGAGAAAGACGACAAAAUGGAUUCAGAUGAAGUCUGCGCAACUUUCGAUAUAUCCACUCACACGCCAAAACAGUUUAGGCACUAUAAGUACACUCUCUUAACUUUUACUUCGAACCUGUUAGCAUCAAACGAAUUCGUGAACAAAAUUGCACUACUAAGCGAUAAGGAUUUAUUGAACUUGGAAUCGCUAUACAAAGAAUCCAUCAUACAUAUCUUAACUUACGUCCAGAGAAUUUCGAAGGUGGCUGAUAAAAACAUCAACACUCCUCAAGCCCAAUACUGGAAAGUUGUGUUACAUCACAGCUACGAUAUUUUGGACAGCAUAAACGCCCUUCUAACCCCCCAAAUGUUCCUAUUGGUCUUCAAGGGGUUGAUGGUACAUAACAUUUCUACAGUACGGAGACGCGCUUUGGAGUUAUUGAACACUAAGCUGCAAUAUAACACCUCUUACUUCACUGAGUGUGAUGUCAAUGAAAUAUAUGCUUUAAUUCCGGCCAUACUGGCGAUUUUAGAAUCACUGGAAAGUAAUAUAGAACCUGAGCAAGAGUUGAUAGUACAAACAGCUCUAUUGUCGCUUAAAUUGAUAUCAAAAUCACUUGCAACCCAAGAUCCAGAACGUUUUGUAACCAUCUUGGAUUACAUAACGGUUUUGGUGAAGUCUGUGAAAGCCUCCCCGAAUGUGCAAGCUUCAAUAGUUUUGUGUCUGGCAGAAUUAAUAGCAAAUUUGAGGGCCCACGCUAUAUCAAACUUGCAUAGCUUCAUGCCGGCGUUAAUCAAGAUUUUGAAGCAUCAAAAAUCACAAGAAACGCCCACCUUAUUGCUGCUAAGCGUUAUAACGGCAGUGGAUAAAGUUUUGGACAGCCUCCCAUUAUUUUUGAGCCCUUAUUUGGAAAAAUUAUUAUUCGAGUUAUCAAUUUUGAUGUGUCAUUGGGGUUCUAGCACUGAAGAGCAAAAGUUGCAGCCCAAGUUGCUUUCGAUUCGACAAAAAAUUGGUAGUGUUAUACCGUCGAGAGUUUUGAUACCUGCUAUAGAGAAAUGUUACGAUAAUUUGAUUGAGAAAAGGCAGUUUAAGGCCAUAAGCUCUCUUAUGGAUAUUUUGGGGGAAAAUAUGACGAAUUUGAAAGGACCAGAGAUAAAUUCCAACCUACAGGAGUUAACCGCGUUUUUCCUCAACGCAUUACAGUUUAGAUCCAAUGGUAAUUGCAGCUUGAGUGAGGCCAAUGAGAUAGAGGGGCACAUUAUCAAGUCUUUUACUAUUUUAAUAUUGAAAUUAUCAGAAGGUAACUUCAGACCACUGUAUUACAAACUUUUUGAUUGGGCUACCAGGGCAGAAGUUAAGUCUGAAAGGGUUAUAACUUUCUAUGGUUUAUCCAGUGGGAUAUCGCAAUCUUUAAAGGGUUUAUUCGUCCUAUUUGCUGGUCAUUUCUUAAAUAACUCCGCACAAAUUUUGGAAGCUUGCAAUAAGAUUAAAAAUGACGAUUUAUACUAUGAUGAUGACGAUAAAAAUAUGCUUUUAUUGACGAACGUACUGCAAACUUUGCAUUCUGUAUUUUUAUAUGAUAACCAAAAAUUCAUCAACAAAGACCGAUUUGAAGUGUUAAUGCAACCUAUAGUGAACCAAUUGGAGAAUACCUUAGGAGGAAUGCAAAGUUUGAUAAAACGUAACAAAGAAAUCUUAACACCCUGUAUUGUUAACUUCGCGUUGGCUACCGCCGAUGAUUCAUUGUGGAAACAAAUGAAUUAUCAAGUUCUGCUGAAGAUGCGACAUACCGACUCGGAUGUUCGCUUAGUUGCCCUGCAUUGUUUAACGGAGUUGGUGAAGAAAUUAGGGGAAGACUUUCUUCCGCUUUUGCCGGAAACCAUACCGUUUUUGGCCGAGUUGCUGGAGGAUGAGGAUGAAAUUGUGGAGAAGUCUUGCAAGAAGGCUGUGCAGGAAAUGGAGAAGGUUUUGGGUGAACCUUUGCAGAAAUAUUUUUAAAGAUGUUAUGUUGAGAGUAAAUUAUGUUUUAAUUGUAUUGUUUUUUAUUUAUGAACACUGGGUUAAUAUUUUAAAAC
This is a messenger RNA of Brassicogethes aeneus, 6233 nucleotides long. Lineage: Eukaryota; Metazoa; Arthropoda; Insecta; Coleoptera; Nitidulidae. The record is from the annotation of a GenBank genome assembly.